Messenger RNA from Bombyx mori (domestic silkworm), 7167 nucleotides. RefSeq names its product coronin-1C-A (gene coro). The record is from RefSeq and is a predicted model, not a curated record. Bases 371 to 1954 code for a protein of 527 amino acids. The transcript is spliced from 12 exons. Lineage: Eukaryota; Metazoa; Arthropoda; Insecta; Lepidoptera; Bombycidae. Gene Ontology annotation, biological process: actin filament organization. Gene Ontology annotation, molecular function: actin filament binding.
AAGUUUGACAAGAACUUGACAGUGGAAGAUGCGUUCAAAAUAGCUAGAAAAUAUUUUCGAUAUUUUACUUAAAUUAACGUAUAAUUAUAUUUAUUAAAUUCAUAUCUAUCUCGAAUAUUUUAAAAUUCAUUUUUUUAUAUUUUUUAUAACUUUUAAUCGCGUUCUAAUCACUUUUCAUGCAGUAUUCAUAGAAUAAAUGUAUCCACUGCAGGCAUUACCAAAUAUGGAGUUUGCUCGUUUUCCCAACCGUCCUCCCUUCGAUCCUUAGUAGCUCUCAGUUUUUAUUUUCUAUUAAUUAAUUGUGUUACAUUCAAAUGUUUUCAUUGCAUUUUCUAGUGUUACAAUUUUAAUUUCCUUCUUUUAAACAAACAUGUCUUUUAGGGUGGUCCGCAGUUCGAAGUUCCGUCACGUAUAUGGCCAGGCGUUGAAACGCGAACAAUGUUAUGAUAACAUAAGAGUAUCAAAAAGUUCAUGGGACUCAACGUUUUGUGCGGUUAACCCUAAGUUCUUAGCCAUAAUCGUCGAGUCAGCCGGCGGAGGUGCCUUCAUAGUACUGCCUCAUAACAAGGUUGGCCGCAUACCUGCAGACCAUCCCCUGGUAGGAGGACACAAGGGACCGGUCCUGGACAUCGCCUGGUGUCCGCACAACGACAACGUCAUAGCGAGCGGCUCCGAGGACUGCGUCGUCAAAGUAUGGCAGAUCCCAGACGGAGGACUAUCCCGGACGCUGACAGAGCCUGUGGUGGACCUAGUCUACCAUCAGCGAAGAGUUGGACUAGUACUCUGGCAUCCAACAGCGCAGAAUGUACUCCUAACUGCUGGGUCUGAUAACCAGAUAGCGAUAUGGAACGUGGGCACGGGAGAGGUACUGAUCACCUUGGACUGCCACCCCGACCUCAUUUACUCCGCUUGCUGGAACUGGACCGGCUCCAAACUCCUCACCACCUGCAGGGACAAGAAGAUCAGAAUAAUCGACCCUCGUAAAGGCGAGGUAGAGUCCGAAGCGAUAGCCCACGAGGGCAGUAAGGCUUCUCGGGCCAUCUUCCUCAAGCAUGGACUGGUUUUCACAACCGGUUUCAGCCGCAUGUCGGAGCGGCAGUACUCGCUGCGCACGCCGGACGCGCUGGCCGAGCCCAUCGUGACGGUGGAGAUCGACACCAGCAACGGCGUCAUGUUCCCGCUCUACGACCCCGACACCAACCUCGUCUACCUCUGCGGGAAGGGGGACUCCGUCAUCAGAUACUUCGAGGUGACGCCGGAGCCUCCCUUCGUGCACUACAUCAACACCUUCCAAACUCCGGACCCUCAGAGAGGUAUAGGCAUGAUGCCGAAGCGCGGGUGUGACGUGGCCACCUGCGAGAUCGCCAAGUUCUACCGGCUCAACAACUCCGGACUGUGCCAGGUGGUCUCCAUGACGGUGCCCCGCAAGUCGGAGCUGUUCCAGGAGGACCUCUACCCGGACACGCUGAGCGACGAGGCCAGCCUCACGGCGGACGAGUGGCUGCAGGGCGAGGACGCGGAGCCCUGUACCAUGUCGCUCAAGGAGCGCGCUUUGGUUGUGCAGGGCGGCUACGUGUCCGGUCGGGCUGCCACUCAGCUGCACGUCACCAAGAAGAACGCACUAGCCACCACCAAGGACAGAGACAAGGACCGCUCGCCGACACCCGCCGCCAAGCUUGACCGACACGCCGACAGCCACUCCGGCACGCCCGCCUCCGCCACGCCUCCGCCGGCGGUCAGCGCGGCCGUGGAGAAGCAGUUGUCAGAUUUGGUUGACGAGAUCCGAAAACUGAAAUCGGUAAUAGUAAAACAAGAGAACAGAAUUCGCGCCCUCGAGGCGGUGAUGAAGGCGUCUCCCCUCCCGCAACCCGCCUCGCCCCCGCCCUGCGCCGCGCCCCUCGUCCCCGACGCCACCAACCACGAAACCGACGGUAUGGCACCGGACGAGGUAUAGACUAUAAUGUCAUCAAGAUAUGCGAGAUUUUAGUAGGUCGCCCUGAAUUUGGUUAACCAAACAACUCAUCCGAACAACAGUUACCAUGACGCAACAGUAGAUUUUAAAAAAUUGAUCGUCAAAAAUCAACGAACGUUUUGUCAACAAACAAACAGUAAUCACUGGUAGCCGGUCGUCACCGGACAAUGUUGAUAUGCAGCUCUCAAAUUCAUUUACACUUAACUACAGAUUGAACUGUAUUCAUGAGUACUUUACGCCCGUGGCCUGUUGGCAUUAGCAAUUAUAAAUGUUAUUGACACUGGCAACAUUCGAGUAAGCUUGUUUAAUAUGUCACUAUGACCAAUUUCAGACGUCCUACUAAGAACUUUGGAACGAACCUUUAGAGUUUUGUGCGAACUUUUCUAACGAACAAAGCUCUAAAGGGAUAUGAACCAAGAACACUUGUGUAGGUAAUCAAUUAACGAACCCCUAUGACUUCUCAAAACCAAAUGAAUUGUGUUUGUUCCUGUCUAAAUGUGCGGCCAAUUGAUCCUUAUCUAGGACACUUGUCACUUUGGCUGAAGGAUAAUAUGCGUUUUAUUAAUUCUAUCUGAUGCUAUUAGAUAAUCUUUAAAGAUAUUGACGUCAAUUUAUUCUUAACUCAAGCCUGACUUACGAUGGACAGAUAGGAUGUAAUAUCGAUAUAUAAAAACGAAUUGAGUUUUCAAUAGUAGAGUCGCAGGGAUUUCAAUAUAUGACUUGAAGCUUACACCUGUUUCGUUAUGUGUCUAGUCUAUUUAAUUGUACAACAUCGAAUACUCAAUUAUUCUAAACCUAAAAAUAAAAUUUCGAAAUUUUACCCGGACAGUCUGCUGGCGGUUUUUUUUCUAAUUUUCUCAUAACUUUAGCUAUCCAAAUUUUUCCUAUAAACUUUUGGCUUAUUUUUAAAUAAAUAAUCACAUCUAGCCAAACACUAAUCCCGACGUAUGACGUCAUAUGUCAGUAAACAUUGUGCUGUUUAUCUAUGGUUAGGUGGUGGUUUAUUUUAGCCUCAAACUAAGUCAUAUCACGGUGAUGAUUUGGAAACAUAACAGAUAUCCGGCUCCCUAUUGUUUUGUAAUAUUAUCGUUAUCGAUUCUAAAUCGAUUAUGAACGAAUAUUAAUAUCAAUAUUAUCGAUUCUCGAUUGAAAACUCGAAACGUUGUGUUUGAUAUGAUUUUUGAAUCUUUAUUAAAGUUACAUGAUUUCAACGAACAAAGAUGCUUGUUUUUUUUUUUAAUAUUAUUUAAGCGUUUUGACCGUUUCGCGAGUGGCGCUUGAAACAUGUAGUGAACGUUUGAGUUUACUUGUAUGCGUGCGUCUUAGACAAAAUAGCUGUUGACUGUUGUAGAAUGUCAACAUUAGAGUCCGUAAGUUACAGGGCAAGACCUCGAAAUCAAUAUAAUGCACGGAUCGAUAUAUGCUUAGCAUUCUAUUCAAGAUUGAUUUGAUUUCAUUUUCGUUCACCGUUUUUUUUUUCGCUCAUUAGUUCGUUUUCGCUGGUGUAACUCGUUUUUGAAAUGUGCCAUGCGAUUUUUAUACUUACCGCCAAGAAAAAUAUACCAAGACAAUGCAAUGUUCGGUUGACGCACUUUUCAAAAUUUAUGAGAAACGAUGUUGCAUUGGCGAUCAAACAGGGUCACUAAUUACAUAGCCAGUGAUCCCCAAAGACAGUAAUUCUGAAUGAACUUGAUCUAAUAACUUGCGAUCAAUAGACAUUCGUCUUCUACAUUAUAUGAUGUUUUGGUUUCAAAAGAUUUGGAGCAGCGUUCGUUCAAUAUAAAACGGUUUCGCUCCGCCGCUGUUACUUGUCAAUCUUACAGAGACUCCGCGCUUACUAUGACUUACAAUUUUGACGAAUGUUUUGCGCACGCUCGCGAGAGGCUCAGUAAUUUAAAACUAAUUCUAGAAGUAAAUUUCUCGAAAUAAUGACAAUGACGCCUCAAAACAUUUACAGACCAUCGACAAUGAACUGUAAUAAAGUCUUAAUUUAUCUGUGAUAAUUAUGAUUCGCAGAUAAAAAAAUAAUAAGUAUGUCAAUGUUUUGAUGAUCAUUGUUUUUUUUUUCGAUUUUGAAGUUACUGUAGUACACUGGCGGUAAUAAUAAUUGAUUUCCCAUACAGAAUAAGCGAAUUUACAAAAAAUGCAAUUUUAAAGCUCUUUAAUGAAUCAAGAACAUAAAAGACCCUUAAAGGUAACAUGGUACUUGAAAAUAGUUUAACUUGAACUAGAAAUAUGCGUAUCUAAUAAACGACAUGUAUGUAUUGAGCACGGUAUAAAUUAAAAUAUACACAAAAAACUCAAGAAAUAACUUUAAUUUAAAUUUCUAAAAUAAAAACGAUACUACCAUUUUUCUGUGCGCCAGUGUACGAUCUAUUUAUUUAUAAUACUAAUAAUAUAAACAUACGUAUUGUAAAUAGUUAAUUUUACUUUGUUUCAUAUAAGUUAUUAGCGUGCCCUAUACAAAAAAAAAACUGUGAGUUGUGGCGUUGGUAUACGCGGGGUUACGGUUUUGCCCGACUGGCUACUUCUAGUCGCGGGACCAUACGUCUGUUGGUCACCUUGUCUCCCACAUGCCCGCCAUGAAACUCUCAAGUUAACUACAGGGUGUUCCUUGAGGUCCCCUGGUGCACGGCCCAUCAAAUAGGCUCUCUAUUCGCUUGCCUAUUACGUUAAUAAAACGGUUGCUGUCGUCUCUUGUGACACAUUUUAUAUCUGUGUUCAUAUCGUAGUGAAAAAAUGCGAUUAAGAUAAAUAAAACAUGCUAAACCUCGGCAUCGCUGUCUGUUUAGUUAUUUUAAAAAAACGUUGAGUAAUUGGGUAUUUAUUUUUUAAUUGCAUUUAAUAAACGAUGCACGGUCAACGGAAUUAAAUAAUGGAAUUUAGAAAAAAGAAAUAGCUUUGACUAUCUCGCAAUUUGUUGCAAACAGAUCUUUAGUCUUUAUGCCUUUGUUUUUUCAUUUCUAUUCUUCUAAAUAACAUAUUUUUCUAGUUUCCUAGUUAACGCAUGUUGUCUCCUCUAUACUAAUACGAAUAGUUUUAAGCAAGAUUAUGAUUUUGAAAUACUUUGCGUGUCGGUUGAACAAUUAAAAAAUCAUUUGGCGCGUAUUUGAGUUCAUCAUUUGUUUUUCGCGGGUUUAUUUUUCGUCCUGAUUAUUGUCGUUUUAGCGUUACGUGAAAAAUAAAAUUAGAUGACGAAUACUUCCGUUAGGAAAAGUUGAAUUUGUUUUAAAAUUAACAUGCAUGUUGCUUCGAGGGCUUCAAAUAAUAUUAUUAAAAAAUUCAGUCUAUUACGUUCGGUCUAACUAAAAGGCUUUGGCCACCACAUACUGUUUUAUUUUUCAACUUCAAAAAUUUACUUUUCUACAAAAAAUUCUAAUAUCAAGUGUUUAUGUUUUGUAUGAUUUAGAAAUUUCGGUUACCUUCAACUAAAUUGCCACGAGUUCUAAAGACCGUUAAUAAUAAUACGUUUUCAAAUCUCGUAACAUGUAGUGCUCGUGAAAGCUAUUAAUUAGCAACCAGUCAAAGUUAAUCCUUUCGAUUGACUUAUUGACUACGAAGGAACUUUCAAUAGUUUUGUUGCUUCUCUCGACGAACCAGCCGCCCAAAAAUCACAUGAUUUUGUUUUGACAGCUAGUUAUGUCACCUCUAAUAGUGACAGUUGACAGCUAGAGUCGUACUGUCAUUGUUGAAGCAGCGAGUAUGUAGUAUUAAUGUAAAUGAAUGAACGAAUUAAGUAUUAUAGUGAAUGUAUUUGUAAUGUAUUACAUUUUUUAGAUUUUUCUUUAUUAUUAUUAAUUUUUUUUGUAUUUCUAAGACGGCGUUAAGUUUAGAUGUUCGUGAAUCAUGACAAGGCUUAAAAAUGAAUGAGGAUGAGUUUUUUUUUUUUUUAGAAUUUGUAUGAAAAUGCUUGUUUUUUUUACCUCUGGAAUAUUCAUGUAAAUUAUUUUAUUAAGUAAAAAUUAAUAAUUAUUGUUUGUGAAGCUUUCUGUAAUAUUUGUUUUUCCUUUUGUUUAGUUAUUUAACAUUUAUUUAUAACCCUGUUAUAUUUACGUAAUUAUGAAUUAAAAAUCGAUUUAACAUACAAAAAUAAUAGGCAUUUUUGGGAAGUAAUUACAAAAGAUAUUAAAAAUGUUUAGACGGUUUUCGAAAAAUAUUCCUUAUAAAUAUUAUUUAUGUAAGUUUAAAGUGGAGAAGUUUUGCUCAUUACAGAAAUGCUUACACCUAUUGUAUUAAUGAAUUAUGAUUUUUGGUACUAAAUACGUGCUAUAAUUAUGAAUUAUACGCUAUGCUAAUUAACAUGGACAUAACAUGUAAACAAACUGUCAGCAACACUUGCUAAUGUAUGUAUUUGCCAGUAUUUUUAAUUUUAAAUAUAAAAGAUCGUGCUAUCGACAGUCAUUAAUUAAUUAUCUGUGUAAGUUCAUAUUUAUAUACUCCUUGAUGAAAUAAAAUGUUAUUUUUAAAACUGAAAAUAGUAAAAUAAGCGCACAAAUUUAUAUUUUCUAAAUUUUUUUUUUGUUUAGAGAUAAAUAGCAUUUUUGUCUUUUUAUGAAAUCAAAGCAAAGAAAUGUGUUUGUCUGUUUUAAAUAAAACUUCUUACCAUUGGAUUUAUGAAAACGUUAAAAAUAAAUACUUUAAUUCUUAGGCUUUUGAAAUAUGACUAUAUAUUAUUAUUUGCAGUUAAUUAUUUAUCGGUAAUAGUAGUAUAAUUACAAUAACUUUAAUUACCUUGAAAUUGCUGCUAGUUAAAUUUUAGUAUUUACGUAUAAAAAGCAAUAAUAUGUGUUUCAAUUUGCACAGAAUAUCGGUCUCACAAUAAUCUGUUUCAUCAUUUACAAGUAGGACAAAUGCGGUUCAUAACUAGAAAUUAUUUAAUUCAGUAUUGUAUGUAUAUCGUUCGUAUUUUUAGUAGGAACAUACAGGGUGGUGCCUUACCUUUGCAGGGUGUAGCCCGAGGACUUGUAGAACAGCAGUAAUUUCAUUGUGAAAAUCGGUGCUCAGCGAGCGAAAGUGCCAAAUUGUUGUUUUUUUUUAUAAAUCUACAACAUUGGAAUUAAUAUAUAUAUAUAUAUAUAUAUAUAUUAAAAUUUAUUCAAUGUAAAUAAGUGCCUUGUGUUAUCACGAGUCUUACUCAUGAAAACGUUGCUAUUACGAAUGUUAAGCUGAAAUAUAAAUAUAUUUUACUAUUUUCA